AUGGGCCUUUCACCUUGUCAUUGUCAUUAUACUGAAGCUGUUGCAUCAUUCCGAUACCGCCGAGUUCACACUAGUGUUACGAGCUGUCGGCGUAUAUCUCGGCAUGCUUUCCCAACAAGCCGAAUCAUAGAUGCCUUUGCCUUCGGCUCACCAGUAUCUUCAAGUUCUUGCACAGGCUCCAGUGGCACCAUUGAUGUAGGUCUAUGCAGUACGCUUGCGGUCAAACGCGCAGCUAUUGAUACCACGCACGGAAUCGGCAAAACUCUCGCAUCCAUUUCUAUUGCGUAUUCCGUGGCUAAUGCAGCACCUCUUCGAUCAUGCUUUAACCUCGUUUGCUGGGUCAUCGGGUGUUUCUGCGAGAUCAAGUUAAUGUUAAAGGCGAAGACACGUACUAGAUCUCGAUUGGCGUGGUGUCACCGUUUGGAUGAGUAUCUUGCCUUCAGAGAGCCCGCCCAGAGCAUCGAGUACGCUAACCUCUUCCUUGUGAGCACUGGUUGGCACUUUUCAGUAGCCUUAGGAUUGGCCACGAUUGUCGAGCGAUAA
This is a messenger RNA of Peronospora belbahrii, 543 nucleotides long. NCBI's taxonomy places the organism in Eukaryota, Oomycota, Peronosporomycetes, Peronosporales, Peronosporaceae. The record is from the annotation of a GenBank genome assembly.